This is a messenger RNA of Volvox carteri f. nagariensis, 6147 nucleotides long. Its product is annotated as Fic protein. The coding region runs from base 1 to 6147 and encodes 2048 amino acids. The record is from RefSeq and is a predicted model, not a curated record. The transcript is spliced from 7 exons. NCBI's taxonomy places the organism in Eukaryota, Viridiplantae, Chlorophyta, Chlorophyceae, Chlamydomonadales, Volvocaceae.
AUGAGCCCAAUACCGUUGUCCGAGAUCAAGGCUAGGUGCGAGCACCUGCCUAAGCCACGUGGUUUCUCGCAGUGGAAGAAGCAAGGCUGGAUUGAUUUCGCAAAAGCAAAUGAUGUCGACCUGUCAGCGACAGCUCCCGCAGCAGCGGAUGCGCAGAGCACCGUGCAUGUGUCCCCGCCAGAAAUGCCCAAGGUGCCUGAAGCGGCCACAACGUGCAAGGACAGCACACCUGCUUCGGGUGCACCCCCGGGUGGCACCUCCACACAUGGCUGCAAUGCGGUUGCCUUAUCAGUCGUGAAGUGCGCCCUGAAGAAGGCUAUGAGCCUCACGGACGAAGAGUUUGGAAUGUUUUCAGCUCAGGUUGAGGAGCUGGUGCAGUACCCUGGAGCCAGAGCACGAAUCACCGUAACCCGAGACAAAACGACUAAAGAGGAGAAAGUGACCUUAAAGGUGACUGGGUACGAGGCAAAGGUGACAGAGAAAGAAGUUUCUGACUUCAAUCAGCCCGACGGACUGGACCAGGUCAUUCAGUACGCGGGCAUCGGAUUCAAGACAGUAGUUCUAAACAAUGUCUGGUACCCGCUCUUCGCACGGCUAGGCCGCCUGACAAAGGCCUACAUGCACCAGAUGUGCAAGAAGCACCACCACAAGAAGACACCUUGGUCCAAGGCGCAUGCUGUCGUGCAACUCAUCCGCAGCGGCAAGCCGAUACCUGCAUGGCCUGCUUACGUCGUGGCAUACAUAAAAAAUGCCAGGGCAAAGCUGCUGGAUGCAGCGGGCAGCACAAUGUACGGCUCCUUGAACGGGCAUGCACUGCAAGCCCGGCAGGACGAGCUGCUUUCUGCGCACGAAAACAAGUACCUGUGGGACGACCACGCCAAGAAGAAGAUGACGUUCCAGGCUGCCAUGCAGUUCAACUUUUGGAUGCAGAAGCAGUUUGAGUCCCUACACCAGAAGAAAAUGAGGCUGAUGCCUGUGUUUGCAGUCAAGCGUUCGCAUGUCCGCCUCGACACGAAAAGCCUUCUCCACAUCUUCUGCUCCCUCUUUCCCAAUGAUCACAACGUCAAGCUCAUGAAAUCAUUCUGGAACCAGGACGCAUUCCUGGAGAAGUGUGGCCUGCCCGGCAGCGCGCACCCAGACACGUACAUGCUGCCCCCGAAGCCUCCCGAUGGCACCACAGACAAGGCGCUCCUUGCACAGUACCAAAGCGCCUGCAGCAGGAUCAGAAACACCGACGCGUACAGGUCUCAGCAGGCAAGGCACCGGGCACUGUCAGAGACAGAGGACAGGGUCGUCAAGUCCUUCUUCCGGUGCCUGCCAGUCAAGAAUGGGUACAAGUUUGACUGCAGCAUCUCAACGGACGGUGUUGCGGUCAGCCUCCAGUACUCAAAGCCAUCAAAGGCAGUGACCGCAAAGCGCAAGCGCUCGGCAGGCAUGCGCAGCAGUAACGUUGCGACAGAUGCAUACGACCAGAACCUCGACAUGUACGACCCUGAGGAGGGCGUGCUCACGCUAGGGUUGGAUCCAGGCCGCUGCAGCCUGGCAACGGUGUCUGUUGUGACACAGUACACCCUCGAUAGCACAGGGAAGCUAAAGCUCGGUGAGAAGCUGAACCGCCACAGCUGGUCCCUCUUACGCGGGGAGUAUCAGCAUAAGUCGGGCAUUCGAACCUCCACCAUCAAGAAGGCACAGCGUGAUGCCCCACUGCAACCCGCCUUCCAGGCGCUGGCAGUUCCGGGGUGUGCCCUCAGGACAGCACAGUCAGGCACGGUUCUUCGGUACAUAGCGGACUCACAGCACUGCAUGAACGAGUGGUGGGAGCGGGCGCUGUCUAGGCAGGAGGCCAUGGCCAGCUUUCAAGGGUACAUAGGCAAGCGCAAGGCGCUAGACUCCUUCUUCAGCCGAGUUCUGAAGGAGGCAAAGAAGCUGGUACCGAAGAGAACAAAGAUAGAGGUAGCUUACGGAGAGAGCGGAAUCACAAUGAGUCCUGCGGGCAAGGGAGAGCAUAGCAACUACUACGAGUGCCCUUGGGAAGAGGACAAUCCAGAGCUUGUCUGGACCCAAGUGGAAGUGUACCUGAGAGAAAUCAAGAAAAUACAGCCCGGUGGAAAAGCAGCAGAACUGCUACAGAGUCACGCGGAGUGGUCCGUGCUGUGCUCCAUCUUCUUCUCCAACCUGAUUGAGGGCAAAGGCCUUUCUCAGUCAAACACUGCAUCUCUCGUCAGGGCCAUCCUCCAAGGGCAGCAGUCCCUGCCGAGCAACAGCAGCAGCUCCAAUAAGAGAGGGAAAAAGUCCGCGCAAGACGUUACGCAGCAUGCCGUUGCCUUCGUCUUCCUCAAGCAGCAUAUCGUGGUGGAGAAGAAGAAGCUCACACCCCAAGUCGUUCUGGACGCCCACAAGAUUCUGAUGGACGGCAUGGUUCGCGAGGACGGCCUGGCCAUCAGCGCUGGUUCAUACCGUAGCACCAUCGCGAACGCGGGCUAUCACCUCUUCCCGCCACCGGCGUCCGUCGAGAGGUCGCUGGCUGUUCUGCUGGAGGAGUACAACGAACGCGCAGCCUCCUCGGAGGAGGACCCCUUCGCGUUGGCUGCAUGGCUGAGCUACGAGUUUGUGAGCAUCCAUCCCUUCGAAGACGGCAACGGCAGGAUGUGCCGGUUGCUGCUCAACAUGGUGCUCCUGUCAUUCGGCGUGCCGUUCUGCUCAGCGCUGGGCUUCUCAUCAGGCCACCGGCAAGCCAAGCAGCAGUACCUGCAGAGCAUUCAGAAUGCGCGGAAACAUGGCGGGUUGCCCAAGCGGCUGGCGUUCAUCGUGCUAUGCAGCAUCCGCAGCAGCCUUGCGGCCUUCUUUGAGACCUUGCGCGUCUCAGCAAAGGAGGAGUAUCCAAGAAUUGCGCCUGUGCUGGAGGGACAGAGCUCGCAGCAAGCUUCCUCAUUACAAGGACUUUCUGCGGAGCACAUCACGGGAGAUCUGAAGAUGCACGCCCUGCUGUGCGCCAUGCUGCACGCCCGCUUCAAGAUCCUGGGCUUCCGCACCGACUGCGUCUACGCCAUAUCCCCCACCCGCCGCGUGGAGGCCUGGCUAUCCCGCAUGCGGGGCGCUCCGCGCCCGGGUCGGGCUCUGCCCGGCCCAGCCCACGCGCUGCUCCCCACCAUAGGCUCCGGCCUGGGACAAAUCAAGGUCAAGGUGCUGCAGACCGCCUCUGACCUGCCAGGCAACCCUCUGAACGACACCCCCCUCCUCCUAACAGACCUGGUACCCCUGCUGGCCAAGAGGCCCAAGAAGGACGGCGCAAAGACGCCCCUCCCUGCAGCCCCACGCACCUUCCACUACGAGACCUCCCAGUCCGUGGCCGAGGACCUCCCCAACCGCACUCUGGCCCUCUGCAGGGCCGGCAGGGCCAAGACCCACACCAUCGUCACCGCCGCCAAGCGCCACGGCAAGGUCCUAGUCUGCUGCCCUUGGAACGCCCAGACGCGCAGCAUAGCCUGCGACCACGGGGUGGACACGUGCACCUUUAACGCGCUGAUCGGAAUGGACUCGGAGGACAGCCUGCGCCUGGCACCCAAAGACGUAACGGCCUACGACGUGAUAGUGUUUGACGAGGUGAUGCUGCUGCCCCAUCGCAGCCUGGUCCUGCUGCAGCGCUACAUGCAGCGCCACUCCCAGAAGCGCUUCUACACCACGGGCGACCCCAGCCAGCUGGAGCCCAUCGGCAGCAACGUGAGCCAGGCCGCCCUGGUCAAGGCCGUCAAGCAGCUCUUCCCCAACACACUCACCAUCCGCAAGAGCGCCCGGGCCGUCGACGGGGAACGCCUGCUUGCCCUGGAGGCCGACCUGCUGGAGGGGGGCAUGCCAGUGGAGCAGGUUGCGGCCAAGUACUUCAAGACAGUCACCCUAUCAGAGGCCCUCUCGCUGGGAAUUGGGAAGGCCGUCGCCUACUACAACAGGACAGUAGACAGGCUGAACGCGGCCUUCCACUCCCACGCUUCUGGAAGCGGUGCUUCUCACGGCGCGCCUUCCCACGCGGACGGCAUAUCCCCCGCCCCUCAAGCCGCGCCCAGCCCAGCCCGGCCUGUCUACCGCCCCGGAGACCGGCUGGUCUGCAGGACCACGUUCUGGCACGACAAGGCCCGCUUCUGCACCAACUACCAGUACGAGGUUGUGAGCAGCGAAUGCACCACCAUAACCCUGCGCGACCUGGGGGGUACGCGUGCCGAGGCACGCGGGUGUGGCUCUGCCACACCGGGGGACGAGUCCAAGGCGGCUGUACAGCCGCCGGCGAGCUCCGCUCGCUCCCCCAAAGAAACCCACGCGCUGAGCGCUGAGCGGGUCAGGGAGUGCUUCCGGUCGUCCUACUGCGUCACGGUGCACAGCGCGCAGGGCCAGACCUUCGAGGGCAAGCUCCUAAUCGGCGAGUGGUCGGGCAACCCCUUCGCCAGCUCCAACUGGUUCUAUACCGCACUCACCCGUACUCGCUGCCUGGACGACGUGUACCUCUUGGUGGAGCGAGCGGAGCAGUGGGGCCAUCCCCCCGAGCAGCCCAAGAGCAUGGCCGCGGCCAUGGUGGAGGGCUACAGGUCCCAGGACAGGGCAGCCGGCCGCCCCACAGACUCCGCCUCUUACGUGACGGCCGAUUGGAUCCUCAGCUGCCUGCGUGCUUGCGGUGGGCUGUGCCGCGGCUGUGGGCGCUUCAUGGUGCUGGAGACGAACAACGAGUCCAAGCCCACGGUCAACCGCCUCAACAACGCCCUGCCGCACACCCAGGAGAACUGCGAGCUGCUGUGCAAGCACUGCAACACCGGCAAGCCGAUACCUGCAUGGCCUGCUUACGUCGUGGCAUACAUAAAAAAUGCCAGGGCAAAGCUGCUGGAUGCAGCGGGCAGCACAAUGUACGGCUCCUUGAACGGGCAUGCACUGCAAGCCCGGCAGGACGAGCUGCUUUCUGCGCACGAAAACAAGUACCUGUGGGACGACCACGCCAAGAAGAAGAUGACGUUCCAGGCUGCCAUGCAGUUCAACUUUUGGAUGCAGAAGCAGUUUGAGUCCCUACACCAGAAGAAAAUGAGGCUGAUGCCUGUGUUUGCAGUCAAGCGUUCGCAUGUCCGCCUCGACACGAAAAGCCUUCUCCACAUCUUCUGCUCCCUCUUUCCCAAUGAUCACAACGUCAAGCUCAUGAAAUCAUUCUGGAACCAGGACGCAUUCCUGGAGAAGUGUGGCCUGCCCGGCAGCGCGCACCCAGACACGUACAUGCUGCCCCCGAAGCCUCCCGAUGGCACCACAGACAAGGCGCUCCUUGCACAGUACCAAAGCGCCUGCAGCAGGAUCAGAAACACCGACGCGUACAGGUCUCAGCAGGCAAGGCACCGGGCACUGUCAGAGACAGAGGACAGGGUCGUCAAGUCCUUCUUCCGGUGCCUGCCAGUCAAGAAUGGGUACAAGUUUGACUGCAGCAUCUCAACGGACGGUGUUGCGGUCAGCCUCCAGUACUCAAAGCCAUCAAAGGCAGUGACCGCAAAGCGCAAGCGCUCGGCAGGCAUGCGCAGCAGUAACGUUGCGACAGAUGCAUACGACCAGAACCUCGACAUGUACGACCCUGAGGAGGGCGUGCUCACGCUAGGGUUGGAUCCAGGCCGCUGCAGCCUGGCAACGGUGUCUGUUGUGACACAGUACACCCUCGAUAGCACAGGGAAGCUAAAGCUCGGUGAGAAGCUGAACCGCCACAGCUGGUCCCUCUUACGCGGGGAGUAUCAGCAUAAGUCGGGCAUUCGAACCUCCACCAUCAAGAAGGCACAGCGUGAUGCCCCACUGCAACCCGCCUUCCAGGCGCUGGCAGUUCCGGGGUGUGCCCUCAGGACAGCACAGUCAGGCACGGUUCUUCGGUACAUAGCGGACUCACAGCACUGCAUGAACGAGUGGUGGGAGCGGGCGCUGUCUAGGCAGGAGGCCAUGGCCAGCUUUCAAGGGUACAUAGGCAAGCGCAAGGCGCUAGACUCCUUCUUCAGCCGAGUUCUGAAGGAGGCAAAGAAGCUGGUACCGAAGAGAACAAAGAUAGAGGUAGCUUACGGAGAGAGCGGAAUCACAAUGAGUCCUGCGGGCAAGGGAGAGGGUCCCUGCGUGGAUGCGGAAGGCGCGGGAACCGUACCUUGA